UUUCCGGUCUCGGGUCUGUCUGCUCGAGCUGCAGCACCGCCAUGUUGUCCCGUUCCCGGUGCCUGGCUCGGAGCCUGAGCCGCUUCGCCGCCAGCCGCAAUCCGGGCGGCCUGCAGGGUAAUGGCUCACAACGAUGUAGAGGUCCCUCUGUGUGCUAUCGGUCAAUCCAUGAUCAAAGCAGACAGCUUUCACAAAAUGUCUCUAAAUUCAGCAUCUUCCACCUCCGACACUUUAAGACAUCAGCAGUCUUUAAUAAUGAAGUGCUAACAGUAAAUACACCACCCUUUGCAGAGUCUGUCACAGAGGGUGAUGUCAGGUGGGAAAAAGCUGUUGGUGAUGCAGUAAGUGAAGAUGAGGUGGUAUGUGAAAUUGAAACUGAUAAGACAUCAGUGCAGGUUCCUGCUCCAUAUGCUGGUAUCAUCGAGGAGCUUCUGGUACCUGAUGGAGGUAAAGUGGAAGGAGGAACCCCUCUCUUCAAACUCAGGAGGGCAGAAGUUGGUGCUGCAAAACCUGUACCAGAAGUCUCUCCCACCCCUAAACCAGAUACAGCACCACCACCACCACCACCUCCAGCUGCAGCUGCAGCAGGGGCAAUUCCUACCACAAUGCCACCUGUACCACCAGUAAAUAUGCAGGCCAUAGAUAGUAAACCUGUGUCGGCAGUGAAGCCUUCUGUUGGAUCCCUCGCCCCAGCUGCAGAUGUGGGGGUGAAAGGUGUCCGAUCUGAGCAUAGGGUUAAAAUGAACAGAAUGCGGCUACGAAUUGCGCAGCGACUAAAGGAGGCUCAGAAUACUUGUGCCAUGCUGACUACCUUCAAUGAAAUUGACAUGAGUAAUAUCCAGGAAAUGAGAACUCUACACAAAGAAACUUUCCUCAAGAAACACAAUAUAAAGUUAGGUUUUAUGUCUGCGUUUGUCAAAGCAUCUAGUUUUGCACUGCAGAAUCAGCCAGUGGUAAAUGCUGUUAUUGAUGAUACAACCAAAGAAGUGGUCUACCGUGAUUAUGUUGACAUCAGUGUUGCUGUAGCAACCCCAAAGGGCCUGGUAGUCCCCGUGAUCCGAAAUGUUGAAACAAUGAACUACGCUGACAUUGAGAAAGCAAUCAAUGAGCUGGGAGAGAAGGCCCGUAAAAAUGAGCUGGCUAUAGAAGACAUGGAUGGAGGUACUUUCACGAUCAGCAAUGGAGGAGUGUUUGGUUCAAUGUUUGGGACACCAAUCAUUAACCCGCCCCAGUCUGCCAUUCUUGGCAUGCAUGGCAUUUUUGAGAGACCAGUUGCAGUUAAGGGCCAGGUUGUGAUUCGUCCAAUGAUGUAUGUGGCCCUUACCUAUGAUCACCGUUUGAUUGAUGGCAGAGAAGCUGUGCUUUUCCUUCGAAAAAUUAAAGCUGCAGUUGAAGACCCUCGUGUGCUGCUUCUUGACAUUUAGACUCAGUUAUUUAAAGGAAAACAUACUUAAUAUACCACAUGCAUUUUCACAUAUUAAAUGUUUGUUCAACUUUUUUUUGAUGUUUAAAAUUAUAAAUGAAUGUUUUAUGGACAGAUUGCAAUUUUGUAGGAGUGAUUUAUGAUGGAAGGAUAUUGCAUGUCAGGGUCUUAGCUAAACUGUUUAAAGUAACUGGGUAUACUAGCAUGGCUAAUUUGUCACUGGUCUUUUUGUUGAAGAAAGCAACUUUGAGAUUCCUCCCUCAUAAUUUGGUAAUAAACAAACACAAGUGGUUACACUGCAAGAAACUGCAAUGGUGCACUGGUGCAAGAAGUGGAAACGUCAUACUGAUACAUUGGGUUUGCUUAUCUUUAGAUUGUCACAAAGGCAAGUUGUGAAGCCUCUAAGAAAUAAUGUUCUUGAUGGAGUAUUUCAUAAUUGUGGAGCAGUGCUAAAAUAUUUCCUUUUCCACCACUGACCAUGUUUAAAUGCACUGUCUAAACUGAGAAUACCUCAGCAACAUUGCUGCCCAUUUAUUUAAGUAUAGGGAGAAGCUAAACUCAUUGUCCUUGUUCUGGGAUUUUGUGUUGCAAAAAUAUUACUGUUCCUGCAGCAAAAUUGCCUAAAUCUGAGAGUACUUGAUCUUAACUUCCCAGUUCCUGUGACUCACCAUGAGACUUCAGGCUAACAGGAUUAAUGUGUUCCUGGAAUUUAUUUCUGCUGUUAAAGUUCAUGUACAUUUGUAAUUAAGGAACCUCAGAAGAUAUUUUGGAUAACAAAGGUAGACAGUGGGGUUCUACAUCUCUCAAACUAUGAUGAAACCAUUCUAUCGCAAAACCAAUUUAGAGUGUUUUGUCAGAUGAGGCAAUUUGAAUUACAAAAAUGCUAAUGUUAAUGUCGAAGUACACGGUUCCCUUUGGUAUAGGGAGGUCACUAGAGUUGCCUGUAGGCUUGCGUAUAAAUUUACAGCAUUAAAAAAUUGUAUUUCACUUGCACUAAACCUGUUCAGGUUUUGCCUAUUGCUUCAUCUUUGUAUAAGAUUUGCUACUAUUUCAUUCUUUUCACCUUCCAUCACUCCCCUUUCUGAAAUGCUCAGUUGAAAUUAGGGAAUUUAAAGCACCUAUGUGUCAAACAGGAGAUCCUCUUUGUCAGUCUGCUGUGCUGCAUAAUAUUAGUCAAGUUGCCCAAGUACCACACUAUGGGACCACGUCACUACAUUGAGAACAAAGCAGUAUGUUUCAAACCAAUCCAAACAACUUCUGGCAUGGAAUUACUUCCUGCUCUCAGAAUUAAGCUAGCUUUACAGAUGGAUAAAUACGCACAAUUUUUUCAUCCCGCAUGGUGCUGAGGUCUGCAGACAGUAUUAGUAGGGUUGGCAAACUUAAAACACCAUGUCAGGGCAUUAUUUAAAUUAGCAUAUCUUUGUAUCUUUAUAGUCUUUUUGUAUGUAAGAAAAUAUUCCUCCACCCUUGAGUGAGUUCAGUUCUUUAAAAGUAAUUAUUAGCUGUAAAGUAUUGCCUUACAUGCAAUGUCCUUCUUAUGUAGAUGGAUUAUAAUUGUACAAAUUGAUAAAUGGUUGACAGCUGGUUCUGAAAAGAAAAUAAGGACAGCAGUCUACUAUUCUUCUGGAGAACAUGGCAGUCAGUUGGGAUUUGCCAGUCUUGCACUGUGGUCAAAAGUAUACAAUACAUUAAAAGAUUGAGAAUGAAAGGCUGAUUGGGUGGAGUUGAGUGAUAUUGUUUGGUGAUGGGGGUGCUGAUGGAAGCAAAAUGUAAAAUGCUGGGAAUGAGGAGAGAGAGCAUUAUAUUUCAAUUUACAGGGUACAUGUAUCCUCUUUGACGUUACUGGGCUUUAAUCAAAACAAAAUGACCCAGCUAUCUUCCUUGCUGAGGACAAAUAGACAUAGUCACUAGUGUUGUUCCCAGUUUCCCUCAGACUUGCACAUUGUUGCCUAACAGUGAUACUGAGUAUCCAUAUUACUUUCCUCAAAUUGUGCAACUUUUAAAUAUUUGGUACAUGGUCAUGGCCAUGUUUUUACUUGUGGCACAAUCUAAUUUGUUGCAAUUCAGGCCAUGGGAGACAGUUAGAUGUAUGUAUGCCUUUUAUUCUUUAAAUCACCUGCACCGCAGUGCGGUUAAUGGGAGAAAAGAAGCCAACCUGAGAGUGCUAAAUAGAUUUACUAACCAAAAUAGUAAAGAGAACAAAGUCCUGGAGGGUUACUGAGGGCUUGCUUCCGUACAACCUUUUGUGUGCUUGCUGGAUGACUCAUAUUUCAUUGUAUCAUUUGAUCCACUCCUAGUUGCUGCUUUGUCUGAUGUGACUUUCAUGACACUUGGGAUGUUUAGUAUUGCCAUGUACCACUCAGUUAUUGAAAUUCCAAAGAGAUUAACAUUUAUAACUGGGAAUGUGACAGUAAAGUUGGAAUGAAGCCAAGGAAAAAUUGCUAUGUAAUAGUUUAUUGAAAAACAAAAAUAAAUGUAUCUAACUGUU
This is a messenger RNA of Hemiscyllium ocellatum (epaulette shark), 3911 nucleotides long. RefSeq names its product dihydrolipoamide S-succinyltransferase (gene dlst). The coding region runs from base 42 to 1424 and encodes 460 amino acids. Gene Ontology annotation, cellular component: oxoglutarate dehydrogenase complex. NCBI's taxonomy places the organism in Eukaryota, Metazoa, Chordata, Chondrichthyes, Orectolobiformes, Hemiscylliidae. The transcript has 15 exons. Gene Ontology annotation, biological process: tricarboxylic acid cycle. Gene Ontology annotation, molecular function: dihydrolipoyllysine-residue succinyltransferase activity. The record is from RefSeq and is a predicted model, not a curated record.